AUGGAAAUAUUGGCUGUGCUGUGUAGACAGGUACCGCUGGAGGCUGUUUUCUUGCUGCAUGCUAAAAUUGACGAGUUUGAGCUGGAUCUAUACACGGGCCCUGCAAAACACAACCUCGUUGUAUACGUGCGCGGAGCCGACUCCAUCAGCCCUACAAUUAGCGAGGACUCGCAGCAACAUGACAGCACACCACACAUACGAGACUCGGUCUAUGGCGAGAACGUAUCGAUCGAUGAGCUGUCGUGCAAACAGGCACCUGCAUGUUGCACGGUGCAUGAAUGCUCGCUAGUUGUAGAUUCACCGGCCGCUGGUACGCACGGAGCCACAAUGCCAAAUUCGGCGGAUUGA
Messenger RNA from Parastagonospora nodorum SN15, 348 nucleotides. RefSeq lists its product as hypothetical. The coding region runs from base 1 to 348 and encodes 115 amino acids. NCBI's taxonomy places the organism in Eukaryota, Fungi, Ascomycota, Dothideomycetes, Pleosporales, Phaeosphaeriaceae. The record is from RefSeq and is a predicted model, not a curated record. The transcript is spliced from 2 exons.